This is a messenger RNA of Numida meleagris (helmeted guineafowl), 1250 nucleotides long. It is a transcript of the gene HPX, whose product is annotated as hemopexin. Lineage: Eukaryota; Metazoa; Chordata; Aves; Galliformes; Numididae. The record is from RefSeq and is a predicted model, not a curated record.
CUGUGGGGAUGAGGGUGGCUUCGACGCUGCGACCCUGAGCGAGAACGGCACCAUGCUCUUCUUCAGAGGAGGGGACGUGUGGGAGACAUCGCGGGAGGGACCCCAACUCCACAGCCGCCCCCUGGCCACGUCCUGGCCGGAGCUGGAGGGCCCCGUGGACGCAGCGCUGCGCAUCCACCGCCAAGAUCGCCCCGAGGAGCACCAGAACCUCUACCUCUUCCAGGGUGAGAAGGUCUGGUCCUACGCUGGGGGGCAGCUGCGCCCUGGUUUCCCUCGGCGCAUCGGGGAUGAGUUCCCGGGGGUCCCCGGGGAUCUGGACGCGGCUGUGGAGUGUCACCCUGAGGAGUGUGGCGGGGAGACCGUGCUCUUCUUCAAGGGGGAUACGGUGUUCUCCUUUGACUUGGAGCUGCGGGUGACAAAAGAACACACUUGGUCGAAGCUGGGGCCGUGUGACGCGGCGCUGCGCUGGUUGGAGCGCUACUACUGCCUGCAGGGCACCCGCUUCCAGCGCUUCAACCCCCGCACUGGGGAGGUGCCCCUCGGGUACCCCCGUGAUCUCCGCGACUACUUCAUCCCCUGCCCUGGCCGAGGGCACGGGAACGCCUCAUGGGGCAAUGCUGGUGACCGCUGCAGCGGGGAGCCCUUCCAGGCCAUCACUUCUGACGACAGCGGCCGCAUCUAUGCCUUCCGUGGUGGGCUGUCGUUCCGGCUGGACUCAUGGCGGGAUGGGUGGCACGCGUGGCCGCAGGCGCACAGCUGGCUGGGCCUGCAGGGUGACGUGGAUGCCGCCUUCUCCUGGGAUAAGCGCAUGUAUCUGAUCCAGGGCUCGCAGGUCUCCAUCUACCUCUCGGGCCAGGGCCACCAGCGGGUAGAGGGGUACCCACGGGCUCUGCAGGAGGAGCUGGGGGUCCCCGCGGCAGAUGCCGCCUUCACCUGCCCUGGAUCCGCGGAGCUCUACGUCAUCUCAGGGAACCGUGUGUGGCGGGUGGACUUGACACAGAGCCCACGGCGGGCGGACGAGCCACAGCCUCUGCCCCAUGAUGGUGUGGAUGGGGCCAUGUGCACGGCUGAGGGCAUCUACCUGCUGCACGGGGACAGCUACCACCGCUACAAGGACGUGGCCGAGCUGCUGGCCGCCCGCCUGCCUGCCCCCCCCCGCAGCAUCGCGGCCGAUCUGUUCCGCUGCGCACAGUGAGCGCGGCCCCCGACCCCCAGGGUGCAAUAAAGGCUACGGAGCCCCUGCCCCACUC